GCAGAAUCCUACGCGUCCAUACUUGCUAAGUAUGCUACAUAGGACACAAGCACGCGUAUUGGAGCGCAGCCCCCGUGGCCCACGAUGCAUUGCGUUUGAAGCGCAGUCAAAGCAGUUGACUACCAGGACCAAAGCUUACAUUAUAUUUAAUCAUGGAUUUAAACGCCAAGUUACCGUGAUCCUGCGGUCAUGAAGGUGCCAUCAGUAAAUUACUGACAACAAUGGAUGCUUUUUUGGGAACUCUUCAGGAUCAUGACAUGAGCUCUGUCCUGACGUCCUGUGAGCCUGAACUCCAGGAGCUAAUGAGGCAGAUUGAUAUCAUGGUGAAUCAUAAGCGCAGUGAGUGGGAAGCAGAGGUGAGAGCCAUGGAGCUGCGCCUGCAAAACAGCCAGGAAGAGCUCCAGUCGGCCAAAGAUCUGCUGGACAAGAGAAACUGUGAGGUCAGAUUGCUUGCGAAACAGCUUGAAGAGUUGCAAGCAGGGAAACAGGAACUAGUCGUGAAGUAUGAAGACCAGUUGCAACACGUGAAGGAUGAGUUAUCCAAGUUGAAGCGCAGCUAUGAAAAGCUUCAGCGCAAACAGCUAAAGGAGGCGCGAGAAGGAGCGCGCAGCCGAGAGGAUGACAAGAAUGAAGUUUCGCGCCUGAGCAGCAAGCUGGAGGAGUUUCGUCAACGCUCGGCUGAAUGGGAACAGCAGAGAUUGCAGUAUCAGAGACAGGUGGCUUCAUUAGAAGCCCAGAGGAAGAGCCUGGCAGAGAAGUUCACUGUAAUACAGUCACAGGGUGCAAGUCGGCUGCAGGAGCAGGGCGAAGUGCAGCGACUGCGUGCACAGUUGGAGCGGGCACAGGACUCUCUGCAUGCGCAGGAGCUUGAGCUGGAGAGGUUGCGAGUGCUGCAGGAGGAGCUGGGAGACUCGCGCAGGGAACAGCAGGUCAGCUGCAGCAUCGCAGCUAACGCUCCUGCACAGGUUCUGAGUGAGGAGAGGGAGGAAUUGAGAGCUACGCUGGAUGCUCAAGAUCAAUUUGUGAGGAGCUCAGGGUUCCAGCAGCAGCAGCUGCGCAGUGAGGUUGCACGCAUCAGCCAGGCCCUGCAGGCCAAAGAACAAGUCAUCAGGUCACUGGAGGAGUGUCUGGCAUCGAAGAGCUCAUCUCCAGGCCUGAACUCUCUCAGACAGGAGCUGGAGAAAGUCACCACCAAACUUCACUGUUCUCAAACCUGCGAGAAACACCUGAAAGCGGAAGUUACUCGGCUCCGAGACAAGCUUGAAAGCAUGCGAAGACAGAAAGGAGAAGCAAGUAGGAAAGAGCAGGAGUGGAGACAGCUGGAAGAGGAUUAUGCCCGCUCUGUAACUGAAGUCAAACGGCUGCGUGAAGAGCUCCAGCGGGCUGAGCAAACUCGUUGUGGUGAAGUAGAGGGGAUGAGGAAGGAGGUCUCACAGCUAACAAAUGAGCUACAUCAACGUGACAUCACCAUCGCCACGCUCACCGGCUCUGCCUCCGGCAUGGAACGGCAGCUGCGGGCUGAGGUGGAGCGGGCUGAACGCAGGGCAGCAGAUCUCAAAGUGACACAGGUUCAGCUUGAAACUCUGAAGAUUGAGAAUCAGCACCUAAAUGAUCUCCUGGAGAGGGUUGAGUCUCGAUCCCCAAAGCGAGCUGAUGGGGAGUUGGCGAGUUUACGGGACAGCUAUGUGUCAUCUCUGAGCAGUCUGGAGCAGGAGAACCAGCACCUGAGACAGGAGCUGGCAGAGCUCCGUGCCCACAUGGAAGCCAGCAACCAGACCUGGCAGGACAAGUAUGAGAGAGCCCUGCAGCAGAACCAGGGCAGGAGCUGCCAAACACAUGACAGAUGUGAGGCAGACCUGCAGGCCAUGGAAGCCUGCUUGCAGGAGAGUACCUCUCGCUAUGAGCACCAGAUCCAGAUGCUCGUUAAACAGCUGGAGGUCCUGUCUACCUCCUCACCUCACCACCCUGACGGCCAGUCACAGGAGAGCAGACCAACCGCUUCCCCCACCCCCUCCUCUGCUUCCUCAUCUUCCUCAGCCAAUAAAGCCCGCAGGAUAGCAGCCCCGCUCAGCGCAACAGCUGAUGAGGAGAAAGCAGGGGCUUCUGGCUCUUCUGGUGACCCUCUACCUUUGGAUCACUGUGCUGGUUCUUCACCUGGGUUGGUGGCUACACGUUUUCUGGCGGAGGAGACACUACGCUCACAGGAACUGCUGGAGAGGCUGGAUGCGCACAUUCAAAGCAUGAGGCAGGACAAUGCCAAGACCGUCCGCAAGUAUCUGGGCAAAGAUGGCAGCUCCCACGACACACAUUGACCCUGUAUAUUCACGCAGCGGGAACUCCAGGUGCCUUUUAAGACUGGUGCUAAAAUUUUCUUUUACAUUAUGUGGUGAAGUUAAUGGCAAAUAUAUUUAUUGCCAAAAAAGGUGAGCGAAAGCAGACGGGACCGGAUUUUGACUGCAGCACGUUUGGUGUUAGAAUUUUCUUUUGCAUUACGUGGCAAAGUUGAUGGUAAUUAUAUUUAUUGCCAAAAAUAUAUUUAUUGCCAAAGCAGAUGGGACCGGAUUUUGACUGCUGCACGUCUGGUAACCCCCAUGCAGGUACAUACAGCACAGUCCCAUACUUGCUGAAUACCUCUGCAAUUAUUGCACUAUUGCAGGAUGACCCUUCACUCAUACACAAAUGUCCUGGCCUGGACCUGCAUUAUGGCCUUUGAUGUUUGCCGUUGUAUAGCUAGGUCUUCUGUGUCCUGAUUAUUCUCAUUUGUCUUUCUCUUGAGCACUUUAGAAAUAGUUUUGGUUCCCAAAAGACUAAUUUUUGGCAAUGUCAGUCUCUCCUUAUUGUUCAUUGUUUUUAUUUGUCUGUAUGUAUAUUUAACUGAUGUGUGGCAUAAUUUUUUAAGUUAUCUGACAUGAAGAGUCAGUGAUGGGUGAAUUAAAUGGUUUUGAUAGUCCGUGGUGUCCUGAUUAUGGGAGGGGACGUGUUUAUGGGGAUUUUUUGUUCUCUUCGUCAGUGUGUGCUUUGGGGUGAAGGUUGUCUGCACGUGAAAAAUUAGGCUUAUUCUCAGAGGGCAAAGUGUUUGAAGUGUUGUACAGCAGUGUAUGGCUGAUGUCAAGUACGGAACACGUGCACACAGCUUCAUCUCUGUUUAAUGUCCCUCCACAGGUCCACCAAGUAUAUUUACAAGAGUUUCACCACAAGAAUGUUCAGGCCAUGUCAGCGCUGUCAUGUUACCCUCAGCACCGCUGUACAUCAUGAGUACAGCUAUGGUAUGUUAAUGUCAUCCAUGUGGGAUCCUGCACUCAGAAACUUUGCCAAAAGGCCAGCGUUGAAAAAGUCAUAUUUUAUCAACAGAGUGAUACAGAAGAGGCAGGGUGGGAGAAAACCCUCCUUCACUCAUAAUGAGGUACAACAGGGGGAAUAAAGAAUAUUCCAGAUCUAGUUUGUUCUGGAAUGUGCUUUCUCCCCAUUCUUUUUCCUUCCCUCUUCCUUUACUCAGAUUACUAAGUGCUGGAAGUAUGUUUAGCUAGGCUUGAGUCCAGUGAUUUUGCGAUUGGUAUUUGGUAACCCUGGCUACCAGAGCCGUGAGGCCCAACAAACAAUGCAUGCUGAGGAAUUUGGCAGCAUGGACGUUUACUCUCUUGCAAGCAGAAGGUGGAACAUUUUUGAUUUGCAGAGUUUUUUUUCUGGCCAAGAUUGGAUCCCAUCAGGCUACUCUUUAGACCUUCUGUUUCGUUUCAAUGUUUGGGGGGAAUGUUUAUUAAAAAAUACCAUUUGUUUUCAA
Molecule: messenger RNA, 3781 nt
Organism: Pygocentrus nattereri (red-bellied piranha)
Lineage: Eukaryota; Metazoa; Chordata; Actinopteri; Characiformes; Serrasalmidae
Gene: cep63
Product: centrosomal protein 63
Exons: 15
Coding region: 222-2312 (696 amino acids)
Biological process (GO): de novo centriole assembly involved in multi-ciliated epithelial cell differentiation; centriole replication
Cellular component (GO): centriole
Source: RefSeq, a predicted model, not a curated record